Molecule: messenger RNA, 1254 nt
Organism: Paramuricea clavata
Lineage: Eukaryota; Metazoa; Cnidaria; Anthozoa; Malacalcyonacea; Plexauridae
Source: the annotation of a GenBank genome assembly
AUGUCAGAGUUAAUAUUGAAUAAAGAAAAAGAAAAAUGUUUUGAAAAUCUUGAAGAGCUUAAAGACACGAUUAAUGAAAACGCAACAACCUCACAAGCAUAUAAUGAUGUUGAUGUUGAUGAAUCAGCCCCACGUGGUGAUUCUGUGGUUCCAGGCUCAACAACUCCGCAAGAAUGCAAAGAUCUUGAUGAGUCAACCCUACAUGACUCUGAAAAUAACAUCAGUUAUCAUAAGAAGAAAGUGAAAGAAGCCAUUAAUGUUGACCAAACUGUCGGGGAUGGUUCUUACGAUUUUACUCAUAUUUUUUACUCUGAGAAAGAAAGCGCAACAACCUCCCAAGCAUAUAACGAUGUUGAUGAAUCAGUCCUAUAUGAUGAUUCUGUGGUUCCUAGCUCCGACAACUCUGAGAGUGAAUCUGCCUCAACAACUUCGCAAGAAUGCAAAGAUCUUGAUGAGUCAACCCUACAUGACUCUGAAAAUAACAUCAGUUAUCAUAAGAAAGUGAAAGAAGGCAUUAAUGUUGACCACACUGAAUCACCCCAAAGUAACGAGGAGAGUUAUACGUUUGAGAGUUUAAAAAAAAUCACUAUUCAGAAGUACGAAAAACUCCAUAAAUAUUACCAGGAAAAUCGCCCCUCUUUAAAAUAUAAAGUUGUUGUCGUAUACACCGACACGAAAGGCGAUUUUAAAGUACUAAACUGUAGUUCUAACCGUGAAGCCAACGGCGCAGCUUAUUCAUUGGAAGAUAUAUCAAAAGACCCAUUUCCAGUUGUCUGUAUUAAAAACAAUGAUAAAAGUACAGCUGUAUCAUUAAAGCAAAUGAAAGAGAGCUGUUCUACUAAAGUUGGUCAAAAGGAAACCCCGUCUAUGCGUGGUACACUGCAUAACGUACGUAGUGAAGAACAAGGGGGAUUUCCCUUGUCGUUUAAACUUGAUACUGGUGCAGAUUCCGGCUCUGUUGGUUACAACUAUCAGAUCAUCAAAAACUUUAUAUUAACUGUUGCGCGGACUAUUAACGCCGAACCUGAACCAGCAAUUUUAUGCAAAGUCGAAUCUGAUACAAUUGCCAGAGGUGGUGUCCAAGUAUUUGAUAUAGAUGAAGAUCCCGACUGGAAUGCGAUUGGACUUUCCACUCUUCAGAAUUACGGAAUUUUUUUAAAUUUUAAAAGUGGCAGGGUUGUAAUUGGAAAACACGAUGACGUAACUGUAGACGACUCUGAAAAAGAAGUCCGAGUCACAUUCAAGAAAGCAUGA